AUGGAAGUGAAUGGUGAACCAGAUAUAGCUGGUAUUUUCAGCGCGGCUUUAAUGCCGUUGAAAGAUAUGAAAGAUGCAGAUAUUUUGGACCAGUAUGAAAUGAACAUGGCUGAUGGAAAUAUAACACCUGACGUUCUAGAACAUUUAUCUCAAAGAACUACACAGAACCAUAAAGAUGGUAUAUUUGGUGAAGAGUUUAGAAAGAAAGUUAGGGAGAGAGAAGGAAGAGAACCUAUUGUACAUGACCUUGCAAACGAAAGUUUGCAAAAUGUCAUAAAAACUUACUUUGCAGACAAUGAACCGAGAAGGGAUGAAUAUUUAAGAAAACUCAAAUGGACAGUACCAAAUGAAAUGUUAGUAUUGAAAAACAUGUUCCUUGACAAAAUAAAACCAACUACAGAAAUAAACGACGCAAGACUGAAAGAUUGGGUAAAAGCUUUCCCAUUCACAAAAGAUAUAGUUGGUAACAUGGAAAGAAAACCAGAAUGGCUACAAAAACAUAUAUUUGGAAACGAGCAUAUUCCAUAUGGACAGGCACUGUUUGAAGAGCUUGAACCAGAAACUCAGGAAAGAGUCAUGCAAACAAUACGCGAAGACUCAAAUACAGACUAUGACAAACUCUUUCUAGGAUAUAGGUUACCUGAGAUGGGCGACCAGAGCCAAAAGGCAAAAAGGACAUGGGAAAUUUGCAACAUACUAGAUGAACAUAAUGCAAAGAUGCAACAACUUCAAGCAGAGGGCAAUGAAGGAAAAAGAAGAGUUAAAAACUCAGUCAGGAAGAAAGUAAAGCUUGGUCCACGUGGGUUCUAUUAUGACAUAUAA
Trichomonas vaginalis G3 is the source of this 822-nucleotide messenger RNA. RefSeq names its product protein of unknown function, DUF4106 family. NCBI's taxonomy places the organism in Eukaryota, Parabasalia, Trichomonadida, Trichomonadidae. The transcript has a single exon. The record is from RefSeq and is a predicted model, not a curated record. The coding region runs from base 1 to 822 and encodes 273 amino acids.